UGAUUUAUGUAAAUUUUCUCUCUCCCUCUCCCUCCAUCCAUUCGCGGCGGGUCACGACGCUUCUUCAAAUUCCGCCAAUUCAAACACCGAAACAGCGUGCGAGCACACACAAGCCAGCUCAUAUUUAAAUCUCUUUCUUCUCCUUUCUUUUUCGGUGCCCUUAUUCCGAAGAAAGGUCAAAUCAAUUCAAACGAGGUUGCCACCGAAGUCCGUCUAUCACACUUUCCAUGCAAACCUAGAGAUCCAGAAGCUAUUAGCACAUUGCUAUCCCUACUUUCUUCCGCUUCGGCGAUUAAGAGAUGGAGGGAAAAACUGAGGAUGAAGUGGUGGAUAUUGAGAGUGCUUCUAGUGGUUCUUUCAAUGACAAUUCAGACGAUGAGGAAUCAAUGCUUCCUGAAAUAGAUGAUGAAGUGCAUCUUGAAGAGCCUUUAACAGAAGAGGAAAUACAAGAUCUUAUUUCUGAAUUGUUAGAAGUUGAGAGUAAGGCUGCAGAGGCUCAAGAAGCUCUUGAAGAGGAGUCUCUUUCUAAAGUGCAGAGUGAAGUUAGACAAGAAUUGAAACAGACUCUUCAAGGGGAUGAUUUGGAAACUGCUGUUGCGGACGAAAUGACUACUUUUAAAGAAGAGUGGGAAGCUGUUCUGGAUGAUCUUGAAACCGAAAGUGCCCACUUGCUGGAGCAACUUGAUGGGGCUGGGAUUGAGCUUCCAAGUCUUUAUAAGCACAUUGAAAGAGAAGCUCCUAAUGUUUGCUCCACUGAAGCAUGGAAAAGGAGGAAUCAUUGGGUUGGGUCUUUGGCAACUGCCGAAAUUGCUGAGUCAGUUGCUGAUGCUGAUAAAUAUCUACAAGUAAACAGACCUGUUAGAAGGCGACACGGUAAAUUACUGGAAGAGGGUGCCAGUGGUUUCCUCCAAAAAAAACUUUGUGAAGAAACCCAGGAGCCUGUGAAGAAAGAAACUGAGGGGGACUGGGAUCUGUUCAAUAAAAUAGUUUCUGAUGGGAGUGGCAUUGAUGCUUCAUUUGGCAGUAAGCCUUGGGCUUCAGUUUAUUUGGCCAGCACUCCACAGCAAGCUGCCUUGAUGGGACUCAAAUUUCCAGGUGUUGAUGAGGUGGAGGAGAUUGAUGAUGUUGAUGGCAAUUCCACUGAUCCAUUUAUUGCAGCUGCCAUUGCAAAUGAAAGAGAACUAGAUCUUUCUGAUGAGCAAAGGAGACAAUAUAAAAAGGUCAAAGAAGAGGAUGAUGCAAUUGCCGAUAGGAAGCUUCAAAUCCGUUUGAAACAUAGGAGACAUCGAAAGAAAAGUGAACAGUGUGAAAUGAGCUCCCAUAUCCUGGCAAUGGAGAACCACGUACAGAGGCUUUCAUCUGUUGAUCAUUUAAAUCCUGUUAAGAAGGAAGGAAAUGGUGAUAAUGGGAAAAGUGUCCCUGACAAUGGCAAGGUUGUGCAUGGGAAGAUGGAGAAUGAUAAAAUUGAAGAUUUUGAAGCGAGUUGUCAUCUUGACAAAGAAAAGCCUACAAGUACUGGCAAUUUGUCAGACCCAGCCAAAUCUUCGUUGGAUGAUACUAUUGAUCAGAGGGGAAUCAAACGUGUAAAUGAUGGUGAGCUUGAUACUGAUAAUAAAAAGUGCCGGACUAUAAUUAUUGAUGGUGAUGAUGAAGCAGAUGCCGCUGAAGAUAAAUUAGAUUGCAAUACCCCUGAGGAUCAAUCCAAGACAAAAGAAGAUUUAUGUAACAAUGGUGCUGAUUCUCUUCCUUUGGAGUGCCCAGAUGGAAAAUUUUGCUGCACAGUUUGUGAUAAAUUGGCUCUUCAAGUGUAUCAACACCCUUUUUUGAAAGUGAUUAUUUGUGGAGAUUGCAAUUCCUUUUUGAAAGAAAAGACACAUGCAAAGGAUCUAGGACAUGAUUGCUCUGAGGGUUAUUGUACAUGGUGUGGAGGAAGGAAUGAGCUAGUUAGCUGUAAAUCAUGCAAGAUUUUAUUCUGCACGAAAUGUUUAAGGAAGAAUCUUGGUGUAGAAUUUAUUGCUGAAGCUCAGGCCACUGGCUGGCAUUGUUAUUGUUGCUCUCCAAAUCUUCUGCAAAGUCUAUCAUUGCAACUAGAGAAAGCAAUGAGGUCUGCUGAUAUAACAGUUUCCAGUUCUUGUAGUGAUUCAGAUAAUUCAGAUGAUUCGGAUGCAGAGAUUAAUGUAACAAUCAGCACGAAGCGAAGACCCAAAAAGAAGAUUCGGAGGAUACUUGAUGAUGCUGAAUUAGGAGAAGAGACAAAACAGAAGAUAGCAAUUGAGAAGGAACGUCAGGAACGUCUAAAGUCUUUGCGAGUGCAGUUCUCUGCCUCAUCAAUUGAGAUGAGCUCUGCUGGAUCAAAUAGGAAUUUAUCAGAAGGUGCAAACAUUGAAGUUCUUGGUGAUGCGCUAGCAGGGUACAUAGUGAAUGUUGUCAGGGAGAAAGGUGAAGAAGCUGUUAGAAUUCCUCCUAGCAUCUCAGCUAAGCUGAAGGCCCAUCAGAUUGCUGGAAUAAGAUUCAUGUGGGAAAAUAUAAUACAGUCAAUCAGAAAAGUGAAGUCUGGGGAUAAAGGUCUUGGAUGUAUUCUAGCUCACACAAUGGGCCUUGGUAAAACUUUUCAGGUGAUAGCUUUCUUGUACACUGCAAUGAGAUGUGUUGAUUUGGGGUUAAGAACCGCACUCAUAGUCACACCUGUCAAUGUGCUACACAAUUGGCGGCAGGAGUUCAUGAAGUGGAGACCUUCAGAGAUAAAGCCACUGAGGGUCUACAUGCUGGAAGAUGUACCAAGAGAUAGGAGGGCAGAAUUGCUUGCAAAAUGGAGAGCUAAAGGUGGUGUCUUUUUGAUUGGUUAUAGUGCUUUCCGAAAUUUGUCUUUUGGGAAGCAUGUGAAAGACCGACAAAUGGCCAGAGAAAUUUGCCAUGCUUUGCAGGAAGGACCGGACAUUCUUGUUUGUGAUGAAGCCCAUAUGAUAAAGAAUACAAAGGCUGACAUAACUCAAGCCUUGAAACAAGUAAAAUGCCAGAGAAGAAUUGCGCUUACCGGAUCACCUCUUCAAAACAAUCUUAUGGAAUAUUAUUGUAUGGUUGAUUUUGUGAGAGAAGGUUUUCUGGGGAGCAGUCAUGAAUUUCGAAACCGCUUCCAAAAUCCUAUAGAGAAUGGACAACACACCAAUUCAACACUGACUGAUGUUAAAAUUAUGAACCAAAGGUCUCAUAUCCUCUAUGAACAGUUAAAAGGAUUUGUUCAAAGAAUGGACAUGAAUGUGGUGAAGAAGGAUCUACCACCCAAAACUGUCUUUGUGAUAACUGUCAAGCUAUCUCCCUUACAGAGAAAAUUGUACAAGAGAUUCCUUGAUGUGCAUGGGUUCACUAGUUCCCAGGUGCAUCCUGACAAGUUAAGAAAGAGAUGUUUUUUUGCUGGGUACCAGGCAUUGGCUAGGAUAUGGAACCACCCUGGGAUCUUGCAAUUGACAAAAGAAGACAAGGACUAUGUUAAACAUGAAGAUGCUGUCGAGAAUUUUCUUGUGGAUGAUAGUUCAAGUGACGAAAAUUCUGAUUAUAAUGUGCUCGCUGGAGAGAAGAUGAGGUAUGCUAAUGAAUUGCUGCAAAGGAAGGAUGGUAAUGGCUUUUUUAUAAAGGGUUGGUGGAAUGACCUUCUUCAUGGGAAAACAUAUAAAGAGCUUGAUCACAGUGGCAAAAUGGUUUUGCUGAUAGAGAUACUAACCAUGAGUUCUGAUGUGGGCGAUAAGGUGUUAGUUUUUAGUCAGAGCAUUCCAACACUAGAUCUCAUAGAACUUCAUCUCUCAAGGAUGCCCCGACGUGGCAAACGAGGGAAGUUUUGGAAGAAGGGAAAAGAUUGGUAUAGGUUGGAUGGAAGGACAGAGAGUUCUGAAAGACAGAAGCUUGUUGAGAGAUUUAAUGAGCCUUUGAAUAGGAGGGUAAAAUGCACUCUGAUUUCAACUAGAGCAGGCUCUUUGGGUAUUAAUCUUCAUGCAGCUAAUCGGGUUGUUAUAGUUGAUGGUUCUUGGAAUCCAACAUAUGAUCUCCAGGCUAUCUAUCGAGCAUGGAGGUACGGGCAGACAAAGCCUGUGUUUGCUUAUCGAUUGCUGGCUCAUGGAACUAUGGAAGAAAAAAUAUAUAAGCGCCAGGUAACAAAGGAGGGGCUUGCAGCUAGGGUGGUGGAUAGACAACAGGUGCAUAGGACCAUAUCAAAAGAAGAAAUGCUGCAUCUCUUUGAGUUUGGUGAUGAUGACAACCCUGAGACUUUAGCUGAACUAACUCAAGAAAAUGGGCAUACUUGUGAUCAAAACAACCCAAUUUUGGUGGGGCAUUCACUGAAACAUACAGUUCCACAUUCAAAUGGAAGUAGUCAUUCUGAUAAGUUAAUGGAAAGCUUACUUGGCAAACACCAUCCACGUUGGAUUGCCAAUUAUCAUGAACAUGAAUCCCUGUUACAAGAAAAUGAAGAGGAAAAGCUAUCAAAAGAGGAGCAAGAUAUGGCUUGGGAGGUGUAUAGAAAAUCGCUGGAGUGGGAAGAAGUGCAGAGAGUGCCACUUGGUGAGUCUAUGCCUGAUCCAAAGCCAGAAAUGCCGAAUGCAAGGCCCCACAUAUCAGAAACCCAAAGCAUCUUGCCAAGUAAACUGAGCAGACGUUUCACGACGCGGAAAUGCACUAACCUUGCGCACCUGUUGACACUUAGAAGUCAGGGUACGAAAUUUGGUUGCAGCACAGUCUGUGGGGAAUGCGCCCAGGAGAUAAGGUGGGAAGACUUGAAGAAGAGAUAGGAAUGUAGCAACAUGAUGACAUAAUCUGAUCUGUUUAUAUAUAAUCAUUUUUUUUUUGUAAAUGUUAAUGUUCCAUGUUCAAAAUCUUUUGCGGAUGAAACAGAAAUGUUCCUCCCAAAAAUGAAAUAGAAAUGUAUCUUUCGUUGCCGUGAUCAGUUAACGGCUUUUCUUGAGGCAUGUGGAAAGUAAAAUCUUAUCUGUCAAGUUUUAUCAAAUUUCAUAGAUAUCAGGUGUUUGUUAACCUC
Messenger RNA from Abrus precatorius (Indian licorice), 5023 nucleotides. Its product is annotated as protein CHROMATIN REMODELING 20. The coding region runs from base 300 to 4778 and encodes 1492 amino acids. Gene Ontology annotation, cellular component: nucleus. The transcript is spliced from 26 exons. Gene Ontology annotation, molecular function: ATP-dependent chromatin remodeler activity; ATP hydrolysis activity; ATP binding. The record is from RefSeq and is a predicted model, not a curated record. NCBI's taxonomy places the organism in Eukaryota, Viridiplantae, Streptophyta, Magnoliopsida, Fabales, Fabaceae.